AUGUCCAACUCAAGAAGGAUCAGUCACCCUAUGUACUCGAUGGGCCCUUUUGACAUCAUCGAACUGGGGCCGACCACCUUGAAAGACCAUAACAACUUCGGUCAAUUUAAUUAUCGAUCAUCUGUUGUUUUAGAAGAAAAAACUACCGGAAAGCAUUACAACCACGAGAUAUUGCUGUCUGGCUACGGGUCGAGAUCAACUGCCCCAAUCAGGGACAGGGUUUACAUUCUUGGAGGCCGCUUUGUCAAGAACCCCGAGGAACCAAAGAAUGAAGCUGACGACGAAGCCGAGUGUACUGGCUACACUUUUUUCUACGACCAAGCCCUUACCCUGUGUAUUGGUCGGACUGAACAGUAUCGCACCAAAGUUGCUUCCUUGCUGAUGAGUAAGGUCGGUGUAUUCGGGUUUGGCGUGAUAACUAACCGCCAGGAAGUAAAGGUCAACGGUCCAAACAAUUCAGUUCAAAAUGAUCUUCAUGUUUCUGUGAAGCACACUGAUUAUCACACUGCGUCCAAGGAAGUCAUGGAGUUCCAAGCAAACUACAUCGUUCACGGCAAUAGACUCUUGGGUCACACGUUCAACUUAUUUCAAGUUGGACGCAAAGCACUAAUCGUUGGUUACAUCAGUGGCCAUGAUGAUGAUGCUGAGGUGCGGCAAGUCACGGUUUUGUUGGUAUUGAUAUCUGCGGGAGGCCAAACCACCACUGUGAACUUGAUGUCAACUCCUUCGGCCUCUGACUCGGGCCAACAACCUCGACCAAACCUUAAGCGAAUUGGAGCGCUGUGGUAA
Molecule: messenger RNA, 789 nt
Organism: Puccinia graminis f. sp. tritici CRL 75-36-700-3
Lineage: Eukaryota; Fungi; Basidiomycota; Pucciniomycetes; Pucciniales; Pucciniaceae
Exons: 5
Coding region: 1-789 (262 amino acids)
Source: RefSeq, a predicted model, not a curated record